AUGCCCUUCACCGGAGGAUACUCCCGCAGUGAAGUAAAUAGAAGGCGCUGUAUACACACCAACGGAUUUCUUCCAGGUACCGCCAAGAAUAUCCAAAGCGACUUCAACACCUACAGGCAGUGCGAGAUCCGCAGUAGCGACGACUUUCCCCUUGAGCUCGAAAAUCGGUUCAAUGUGCGGUGUAAAGCCCGAGGCUUUAUUUCUCUGAGGCUCCAUGGCAUCCAAGAUUACUUCCCCGCUCUCGAUGGAAAAUCUAUACCCUUGCUGAUGCUAAACGCCAAUUCUCCACCAAAGCUGAAAUUGGCCUUGGCCCCACAACUUCCGACGAAAUUUUUGACGGCCGCUGCGUCCUUCUUCAGCUUGGCUUCCUGGAUCUCUUCUUGCUCGUCCGUGAGCUCAGCGAGGACAGUCACACAGUUGUCCUCGAAGGUGGGCUGGGAUGCAAUGAAGAAUGAGCGAUACUCCCCUGUGAGGCGGCCACAGCCAACAUGA
This is a messenger RNA of Aspergillus oryzae RIB40, 492 nucleotides long. RefSeq lists its product as uncharacterized. Lineage: Eukaryota; Fungi; Ascomycota; Eurotiomycetes; Eurotiales; Aspergillaceae. The transcript has 4 exons. The coding region runs from base 1 to 492 and encodes 163 amino acids. The record is from RefSeq and is a predicted model, not a curated record.